AUGGGGCUCACACCUCUGCAAUCGCGACUCGUAGGGUCUCUCGCUGCUACCAUCCUGCUGAUACUCCUUUACCUAUUUUUGUUUCCUCCCAACUUUGCCGAUGCCGCCGAGAUCGAAGCCGACCCGUCGUUAUCAAUACUUGGGAGAACCCUCGAUGAGCCGCUGGAUUACUCCCCAAACGAUGUGGCGCUUGCUGCCCGCAGCCUGCUUGACCCAACGUAUGAGCCCGAAUUUAUGCCGUUCGGGAGGACCAUUAUCGGGCGCGCGCCGGCUGAAGUGACGCCGUUGACGAAUAAUGAGGCUGUGCCUAUGAAUGUUGAGGCGGGGUCGACACAGCGGUUUGUGUUCAUCCUGUCCGACGACUCGGAAUCUGUGGGUGAGGAGAAGCGCUUGGAAUUGAGGAGCGAACAGAAUGGGAACAGUUCGGAGAUACUAAGCCCCGGCACUGGCGCUGCGGUUCGUGAGAUGGCUCCGGACAAAGAGGGGGUUCAGCUGACGCGCAAGCUGGCGCGCAGGCAGUCUUCCCGGACCGUGUACAUCUCUGCAAACACCUGCCAGCAGCCACAACCGAUUGAUCCGGUCAAGACGACAGUAGACCCUCCUCAGUUAACACUCUACGUUUCUAUUUCACCGGAUAAUGACGAUCCCAACUCUCUCGCCAAUCCGGAUAUGCAAGCCGAGAUUCCAUUUAAGGAGGGGGCUGUCAUGUACAACAUCACCACUGAUCGAGAUGUAUACAUUGGCAUCCAUGCCCCCAACGUGUCAAGUGUGUUCAAGGGUAUCUACAACUUCGAGGUGGCGGCGUCGAUCGACACAUACUACUUCAGGUACGAAGAUGACGCACAGCAGCUAAUUUGGGUAGACAGCGACUCCCAGGGUGCUCUCCUGAUCACUCACAACUUAACCAUACCCCCUGGUGUAACGGAGGAGGCAAUCAUGAACAACCCUCCUUAUGUACUCUUUGCGCACAAUAAAAAGGAUGCGGCCAUCAAUGGCUUGAAGCAUUCAUACUGCGGACUCAUGAAGUACGCUCAGAUGGCAGCUACCAACAAUGGUAGGCACGAUACCAUGGUUCGGACAAGCAUGACAAAGAGGGGACAAGGGAGCCAUCCGAAGCAGCAAUUCUUUUUCAGUGGGCUCAACUCUAGCUCCGAGUAUAUCGGCAUCUUGGCGAAAGACGGACCGUCACUGUUGAAGAGACAGACGACAGGGCAAAGCAGCGGCGGAAUCACGGUGUUUGGAGCUACCGCCUUCAGCACCAAGUCUGACCAUGGCAACUGUGCCCUGAUCGUCGACCUCGAGUUCUGUGACCAAGUUGCCUAUUCGGUUCCCUUCAACCCCAGCUUUGGCAACACCACUCAGCUCGCCAAGUUCUACGACUCCUAUGCGGCCGCUAUCUAUGCGAACUUCAACAAAUCUCUGGCCCAAAUUGCCUGCGAGGCCCCACCCACUCAGCGCUAUUCUCUUGCUCGCAAUUGUAAUGACUGCGCCGAGGCCUACAAAGACUGGCUCUGCACCGUCACGAUCCCACGCUGUGAAGACUUCAGCAACAACGCUUCUUACCUACAGCCCCGCGCCGUGAUACAUCCUUUCCCCAACGGCGAGACCCUAGACCAGAUCACGCUCCAGAAAUUAAGGCCGCUCACAAAGGCCCUCAACAACAGCCGGAGCACGCACAUUGAUGAGUUUAUUCGCCCGGGUCCCCACAAAGAACUCUUGCCCUCCCUUACUCCUUGCAUCGGCCACAUCACCACUGCUCGCCAUGGUAGCGGCUUGUUUCUUAGCAGCGAGAGCCGCGGCAUGUAG
This is a messenger RNA of Thermochaetoides thermophila DSM 1495, 1806 nucleotides long. RefSeq names its product calcium channel-like protein. The transcript has 3 exons. Gene Ontology annotation, biological process: calcium ion import across plasma membrane. Gene Ontology annotation, molecular function: calcium channel activity. Bases 1 to 1806 code for a protein of 601 amino acids. NCBI's taxonomy places the organism in Eukaryota, Fungi, Ascomycota, Sordariomycetes, Sordariales, Chaetomiaceae. The record is from RefSeq and is a predicted model, not a curated record.